AUGAGGUGUCGCCGGAGUUGGCCCUCGGCUAGUCUGGGUUAUAGAUGGUUGGAGUUGGAGGAGGUCUCGGCCGCUGGUGGGGCUGAUGGAUGCUGGUGCUCCAGGCAGGGGGUUCUGUGGGGUGUUGGCGGCGUGAAAGCAGACGGGGUCUCGCCGGAGAUUGCCCUGUUGGGAGGAGGAGCUCACAUUUUCAAGAUCAACCUUUGUUCCAAACUUCCUAGUACUAGUCAGAGUGCCUCAAACUUGAAGACGCCAUCCAGUUUACUCCCAUCAUUUGAGAAAUUAGAUCUAAAAUAUGGGUAUUUUAGCUCCGAUGAUUUGAAUGAAUCGACCACUGAUUAUGGCAACAUAACCCAUAACCUCCCAUGGAGAAUUCUACAUCAAGCAUCAGUUGAAGACAUUUCCAUUCUAAUACAGUUUAUUUUUGGACUAGCUACAACAAGGCUAUCAGAUAUGACAGUUGCUGCAAGCGGCAAUCGUCAUUGCACUCAUGGUCAAGCACAAGCCCUUAAUGGAGUGGUUAUUGAAAUGCAAUCACUACGAGGACAAAAAAUGCAAGUUAACAUUGGGGAUCAACCCUAUGUUGAUGUCUCGGGUGGAGAGCUAUGGAUAAAUGUUCUAAAUGAAACUCUUAAUCAUGGGCUCUCACCAAAAUCUUGGACAGAUUACCUUUAUCUCACUGUUGGGGGCACUUUAUCAAAUGCUGGAUUAAGUGGGCAGGCAUUUAAAUAUGGACCCCAAAUUGAAAAUGUCUACCAACUUGAAGUUGUUACAGGAAAGGGAGAUGUAGUCAAUUGUUCAGCAAAAGAGAAUGCAGAUCUCUUUUAUGCCGUGCUUGGAGGACUUGGACAAUUUGGCAUUAUUACCCAAGCUAGAAUCGCUCUUGCACCAGCACCGGAAAAGGUGAAAGUGGUUGAGGCUAUCUACUCAAAUUUUUCCAUGUUUUCCAAAGACCAAGUAGAUUUGAUAUCUCGUAAUGACACAUUCGACUAUAUUGAGGGAUUUGCUAUGGUAAACAUAACUACUAAAACAACCAGAUAUCGCUUAGAAGUCGCCAAAUAUUUCAACCCAGAUCAAAGAAAUGCUACCGAUCAGAAAAUCAAGGACUUGUUGUCCGGGUUGAGUUAUAAUCAAUCAACACUUACCAUAACAGAAGCUUCAUACGAAGAAUUCCUUGAUAGAGUGCAUAUUACUGCAGAAAUACCACUCCGAAAAAUAAAUUCAUGGAAUGUUCCUCACCCAUGGCUAAAUCUUAUGAUCCCUAGAAGCAAAAUUCAAGCAUUCACUGAUGAGGUCUUUGGCAACAUUUUUGACCGUGCAACUAAUGGUCCUGUUAUAAUCUACCCAAUUAACACUGACAAGUGGAACAAAAACACAUCUUUUGUUAUCCCAGAUGAAAGUGAUAUAUACCUUGUAUCUAUCCUAGCAGCAGCAUUUCCAUCUCCUACGCAACAGGAUGACUUACAAAGAUUAUUAGAUCAAAAUAGAAGGAUUCUAGACUUCUGCGAGAGAGCUCAACUUACGGUAAAACAAUAUCUAGGAUAUCAAAACAACCAGGCUGAUUGGCAAAAACAUUUUGGUUCAUCUCGUUGGGACGUCUUCAAAAAGAGGAAAUCAGUUUAUGACCCAUUUGGAAUCCUUGCCCCUGGUCAAGGAAUCUUCCCAAGAUCCUCAGUGCCUAUCUCUUAA
Malania oleifera is the source of this 1689-nucleotide messenger RNA. Its product is annotated as cytokinin dehydrogenase 1-like. Lineage: Eukaryota; Viridiplantae; Streptophyta; Magnoliopsida; Santalales; Ximeniaceae. The record is from RefSeq and is a predicted model, not a curated record. Gene Ontology annotation, molecular function: FAD binding; cytokinin dehydrogenase activity. Gene Ontology annotation, biological process: cytokinin metabolic process. Bases 1 to 1689 code for a protein of 562 amino acids. The transcript has 6 exons.